ACGGCAUCACAAUCAAUCGCUCAGCUGAGUCGACAUCAACCAACAACUGCAGAACCUCACUCAACGAUAAGACGCAUCAGUGACUACAACAUUUGAUGUAAACUUCGUUGACAGCUCGUCCUCGAACACUUCCAACAUUCUGAAUUGUUUUGGCUUUUACAUUUUGAUUUAAUUAUCUCAUGUUUAAUGUGGGAUCGACAAGACUAUAGCCUGAUUUGAUAAGCUGACAUUGCGGCCAAUACGUUUGUGACUGACGCUAAUAAACUUUAAAAAGGCACAAAGAAAAAUAUGGAUGAUCUUAAAACUCUUGAAGAAGGUGCUUCCAGUAAUGCAGCACACAACCAAAAUGUAAACUUCUGUCAAAGUGACAGUCUAGACAAAGAAAAUGUUCUGCAAAACUUACAAAUUGCGCAUGAAAUUGCUAUGAACAGUAAAGAUGGAGAUAUUCAUAUUGAAGAUUUCGAAGUGAAAAAUGAAUUAUGGUCUGCAGUUAGAGAACAAGCGCACUCAGCCUUUUGGGAUAUAUUUCGGGAAGAGGUCUCUAAAGAUCCUCCAGAGUUAACUAUGGCUUUUCUUCUAUUAAAGGAUAUUAAAGAGAGUCUUUUUGCAGUAAUGACACCAAAUGUAGUUAAAUUAAAGGCAAACGUUGAAGAAGUUCUUGAUUUUGAACUGCUGAAACAACAGGCUGAACAUGGCGCUAUGAAUGUACAGAGUUAUGCACAAUAUGUCAUAUCGGUUAUGAGCAAAAUCUGUGCUCCUGUGCGAGAUGAAAAUAUGGUUAAACUCUCCAAAGAGACGGACAUUGUAGCGAUUUUCAGAGGGAUUCUCGAAACUUUAAAUCUAAUGAAAUUAGAUUUAAUAAAUUUCACCCUCAAAUCCAUUACACCAGACAUCUUGUCCAAUCAAAUGGAGUAUGAGAAAAAAAAGUUUGCAGACUACAUAGAACUUCUUGGAGGAAAGUUGCCAAUAACUGAGGCUUGGGUCAAAAAACAUAAAAAUGAAGGUGAAAACAACAGCCAGGAUGAAAUACUGUACAAUGCAUUUUUGGAAUUACUUAAUUGGAAUUCAGACAUUCCUCUUCCGGAGACUUUGUUCAUGGAUGCUCCGAGGUUAAGCAUAUUGAAACGAGAGUAUUACAAACUUGUGAUAGCAUCCAGUAUUGUUAUUGUUUCAUUAAGUUGCCUAAUGCCAGAUCUUGUUUCUGAUGCUUCCUACAAGCAAGCUCUCAAAACUAAUGUUUUAAUUCUCUUAAAUGGGAUCAUCAUAGAUGAAACCCUUGAUAAGGUCAUCCCAAAUAUAAUCGAACAAAUAAAACAAGAUGCAAAUUUAAAACUAACCAACAUGGGAAAAGAGAAAUUAAACGAGAGUGCAUCCAACACUCUUGAACAGCAGAUUAAGGAUGUUGUAUUACCCAACAACAAAAUACGAAUGCUUGUCUGUAAAAGGAUUGAUGAUUAUUUGAAGUCUUCUUUGAAUGCUUCAACAGGAAAUGGUAUAUUUCCACCUGCUCUCCAUCUCUUCCGAAACGAGCUAGAAGACCUUAAUUCCAAGUUCAAACAUGUUAUUCAUCACAACAUGAAAAUAUGUGGAUCUUAUUAUUAUAAAAUAAUGCAGGAAGCUGAUUAAUUGGUAAUUUUAUUGUAACAUUUACCUUACAUUCGGAUUAAUAGAGAUACGAAGAAUUAAUAUAGUACGAUUUAGGGCUUUAAUUACAGUAUAUUUUUUCUCCAAACUAUUGACAUUUUGUAAAUUAUUGUCAAUAGCAGAGAUAUUUUACUACUUUUUGUUUAUCUUUUUAUAAAAACUUAACAGUUUGGCUGAUCUAUGAGUGAAGAAACUUGCAUUAAAGGUUUUGAAAGGAAUAUUUCUGAAUGUUCAGUUUUUAUAGUUUCUUCAUUAUAGGUUGUUUGAAAAAUUGAGUAUUCCCUGGUUCUGACUAAUUUAUAUUAUUAUAUCUGUCUAAUAAAUUAUUUCAAUUUAAUCAACAAAAGUCUACAUUAAAACUCCUUAAAAUAACAUUGUUAUUUAUAGCAUUAUAAGUCUCAAUAAUUCCUUGAUUUAAAUAAAUUAUUUCAGCUAUUAAUGACUAGUUAAAGUAUUAAAUAUAAAUU
Molecule: messenger RNA, 2111 nt
Organism: Cimex lectularius (bed bug)
Lineage: Eukaryota; Metazoa; Arthropoda; Insecta; Hemiptera; Cimicidae
Product: T-complex protein 11 homolog
Exons: 12
Coding region: 289-1626 (445 amino acids)
Biological process (GO): signal transduction
Source: RefSeq, a predicted model, not a curated record